GUUGGAUCAUCGGCGGUAAUUUGAGGUGAAAUCUUCAGCAAAACGACGAUGAGUUCCCUGCAGCAAGUGAAUCCCCGAGUGAGACAAGACAUCACACCAGGGGCGCUGAAACCCUUUAAAGAGGUGAUUGACGUCAGCGCAGGUGAUCCCCACAGAGCGGGAUUCAAACCUGUUACAUUUGUUCGCCAGGUUUUGGCCGUGUGUCUCCUCCCUCGGCUGCUGGAAGAAGAAAGUCUUCCUCUGGACGUCAGGCGGAGGGCUCAGAGACUCCUGGAGGCCUGCGAGGGAGGAAGUGUGGGCUCCUACACGGCCUCCUCCGGCCUGCCUCACGUCCGGCGAAGCGUCGCCCAGUUCGUCACGCGACGAGACGUUGGAGUGCCGGCACGCGCCAAAGACAUCUUCAUUUCUGCCGGCUUGGAGAGAGCCCUGAUGGUUAUUUAUUUCUUUUUUAUUAAGGUGUCACCAAAACUCAUUGUCCAGAUGCACUCGGAAAUAGUUUUAUGGGCAAAUAAGGAUUAUUUUGAGCCUAAUGUCAGAGUUCUGGUAACAUGGUUCUCUCUCAUAAAUAAUCAAUUAGCGCUUCCAAAGAAAGGUAGACGGAAAAAUAAUGACGCAAACCACUUACCACAAGGAUGGCGGGUCAAAGUUAAGCCAGCGACUUGUUGUGUGAAGGUGUUUGUUAAGCUGCUUGCCGGUGGGGAGGAGGAGACCCGGGCAGGCGUGUUGGUCCCGGUGCCCGGCCCACACACCCUGCCGGCUCUUCUGGACCAGGCCCGGGUGACGCUGGCGCCGUACCGGCUGGCCGAGGCCCGGCGCUGGGCCGUGGAUCUGGACGAGCUGCACCGAGCUUUAAGGAGCGCUCGGGAGCGUUGCAGACCCAGAGCCGUUUACAUCAGCAACCCGGGGAACCCCACAGGUCAUGUGCAGGACUGGGAAUCGAUAGAGGAGGUGAUCCGGUUUGCAGCUGCGGAGCGGCUUCUACUGUUGGUUGAUGAGGUGCACCAGGACAGCGUGUAUGGACCGGGCCGGGAAUUUAUUUCCUACAAGAGAGUUCUGUUUGAGAUGGGCGGGGAGUACUCGGACACAGUGGAGUUGGUCUCCUUCCACUCUUUAGCCAGCGCCCACAUGGGAGAGGACGGCCUGCGGGCGGGAUACAUCGAGCAACGCAACGUUGACCCGGAGGUGAUGCGUUUCGUUGACACUAUGCUGUGUACCGAUAUCAGCACUCCGGUCACAGGACAGCUGGCUCUGGAUCUCAUGGUCGACCCACCAAGACCCGGCGAGCUUUCCUUUGACACGUACCGCCAGGAGAUUCUGCUGACUCGGGCUGUUUUGUCCCAGAACGCUCAGCGAGCUCAGGAGUUCCUGAAUGAUCUACCAGGGAUGAGCUGUCAGCCAGCGAUGGGGGGAAUCUACCUUUAUCCCCGCCUGCACUUACCGCCCGAGAUUACAGAGAAGGCCGAGAUGUUGAAGGUGCAGGCAGAGGACCUGUAUUGUCAGAUGUUACUGGAGGAAACGGGUGUGUUUUUAGGAGCCGGCUGUCAGUACGGAGAGACAGCAGCCAACUACCAUCUGCGGUUGUGCGUUCUUGUUCUUCCUGACACCCUGGAGGAGGUCCUGGCUCGCCUCGCCUCUUUCCACCGUCAUGGACGCGCUUCCUCGCCCUGAGCGGCCCGCGAAGGACAGAGACAAGGGGAACAUUUUAAGACCCACACGCGUAGCCCCUAAGGACGGAUCCUUCGCAUUUACGGCUCUGUGACUGAUUUACACCUUUGAAACAUGAAAUCAUUUCUUCUGCAAACUAAAGAAAUUAAAUCGUUAAAUGUUUCUUCAACAUAUAGGCUACAAUGCAUAAAAGCUAAAAAAAAAAAUCUAAUUUGAUAUAGUUUAAAUAGUUCUUUGUUAGAAAGAAAAAUGUUGAAACCGAAAGAGUCAGUGGGAUUCAUCCCCUGGCGACCAUCAAUAUCUUUACAAAUUGGCACUAAAUUAAAUGUGUUGGGCGGCACGGUGGCGUGGUGGUUAGCACUGUUGCCUCACAGCAAGAAGGUCCUGGGU
Molecule: messenger RNA, 2055 nt
Organism: Gasterosteus aculeatus aculeatus (three-spined stickleback)
Lineage: Eukaryota; Metazoa; Chordata; Actinopteri; Perciformes; Gasterosteidae
Source: RefSeq, a predicted model, not a curated record